Molecule: messenger RNA, 1737 nt
Organism: Capronia coronata CBS 617.96
Lineage: Eukaryota; Fungi; Ascomycota; Eurotiomycetes; Chaetothyriales; Herpotrichiellaceae
Exons: 2
Coding region: 1-1737 (578 amino acids)
Biological process (GO): regulation of transcription by RNA polymerase II
Cellular component (GO): piccolo histone acetyltransferase complex
Source: RefSeq, a predicted model, not a curated record
AUGUCGCGCGCGGCAGGCAGGCACACCCGCCCCAAGAAACUCAACGCCAAACAAAAUGUCCCGAUCUUUCGUGAGGAUCAAGUCGAUUCUCUCGUCGACUAUGACCUCCAACGUGCUGCAAUAGAAACUGGUGUUGAAAAGGCUGAGGAAUCGGAAUACCAUCUUCAACAAGCCAUAAAAGCAGCUGAGGCGAACAAAGCCGACACCAAACCCAAAGAUGCUUACAUUCCCACUCCACCUACCGUUGCCAGUGAUAUUCAGUAUGACGUUCUGUAUCCCAAGGGGUUCCAGCAACCUGCAACGUACAUCCGCUUUUCAGCCACAGUCGAAGACUGUUCUGGAGUGGCAUAUUGCAUGGAUGAAGAGGAUGAGGCUGCAUGGAAAUCCAUGAAUAGCAACUUACCUCCUGGACAGCCGCCUUGCACGGAAGAUCAAUUCGAAGAGGUCAUGAACUUUUUCGAAGAGACCGCUCAGGCGAAGCAACCGUUUGCCGCUGUCGACAAUCCUCCCGUCUUACCUUUAGAAGAGCUGCAAGAACAGUUCGAUGAGGACACACCUGCCCACGUUCGCAUCCUUUCCCAGUAUGUAUAUGACCACUGGAAAACCAGGCGCACAGCCACUGGUAAUCGUCCGUUGGCUCCUCGUCUGAAAUUCGAGACCGGUCAAGAAUCCGACGACUCAGACCCGUAUGUAUGCUUCAGAAGAAGAGAGCUGCGCCAGAUCCGCAAGACGAGGAAUCGCGAUGCUCAGAGCGCCGAAAAGCUGCGCAAAUUGCGGCUUGAGCUUGAAACUGCCCGCGGCAUGCUGCUGAUGGUCAAGAGAAGAGAACUGCUGCGUAAAGAAUGUCUCGAAGUCGACCGGCAGCUGUUCGAGCAACGGCUUGCCUUCAGAGACACCAAGAGAAAGUUGGGCAUCAAAGGCGAUGAAGAACUUCUCGUCAACCAAAAGGUAAAUCUUGCCGCUCCGAGCAAGAGAGUUUCCCAGACUUACCUAGCCGCGCAGAAGCAGAAAUUGCCACCCGGCAUGACCGCCAACCAAGCCGCCCUCGCGCAACAAUUGCGGAUGCCUAUGGCACCUGGUCCGGGCCCUGAACUCCGCACACUGGAGGAUGUCACCGCUGCUAGAGAACGUGAGAUCCAAAAAGAGAUCCAAACCAAUAUCGAAAAACACAUCAGAUGGAAUGAAGGCUUCGUCGACAAGACCAUGACGCCACUCACCCCGGAGCACGAAGAAGACUAUCCAUCGCCGGAUGGCCUCUUCAGAGAAGCCAUGGCUGCGACCGAGUAUCUUCCCACACCACCUGCUAGCAUCUCGGAUGAUGAGGCGCAGCAACCACGUGAAGGUUCGGAUGUGGUGAUGAAGGAUGUGUCACGGCCUUCCACACCUUUCCGCUACGCCAGUCCCGGUGACGACGAGACCGUUGGGCACAUGCCAUCUUUCCGGCGGAGGAUGGGUAGAGGUGGACGCAUUAUGAUCGAUCGCAAACUUCCUCGGAUGAAGCGAGACUUUUCGGGAGAUGAUAGAUUCAAAUUCGACUCCGAUGAUGAGGAAGUGCGGGAUGUCGAACCGUCGGAAGAAUCUAUGUUCCCUCGAUUAGUUCAGCGAGCAUACCUUCUGGGCAACGCUCGGCCAACCGAUGCUCAAGCAAUGUCAGCCAGAAGAGCUCAACUCGAGACCGGUGGUCCGAGUCAGUCACCUGCGCCCCCCAACCCGCAAGUGACACCCGUACCUUCUUGA